AGAGCCGUGGUGCCGGUGGACUGGACGGAAUGAGAAUGAUAGCGUAAAAAGCAUUGAGCACGCUCGCUGUCGCGCGAACUUCUCCGGGUAUAAUUGGUCGUCCUUCAUCGACAGCGGCGAGGAAGACGAGGCAGAGCCAGAGGACGUUGAAGCAUCAACAUCUCCCAACGAUGCUCUUUUUCAGCGCUCGCUAGGUGCGGGGCAGGUGGAGAUCAGGCUGAGAAAAGAGGGGCAAGAGGAUCGGGAGCGAGAAGACCAGCCCACUGUCCUUGACGAUCUGAAUCGUGCGGGCGUUUCUGCGUUCUUGGCGGAAGUACUGGAAUUCCCCUACCCCGUAGAGCUGCAGUUUGUAAGGCUUGAUGCCGG
Amoebophrya sp. A120 is the source of this 366-nucleotide messenger RNA. NCBI's taxonomy places the organism in Eukaryota, Dinophyceae, Syndiniales, Amoebophryaceae. The record is from the annotation of a GenBank genome assembly.